Molecule: messenger RNA, 5375 nt
Organism: Cololabis saira (Pacific saury)
Lineage: Eukaryota; Metazoa; Chordata; Actinopteri; Beloniformes; Belonidae
Gene: cfap43
Product: cilia and flagella associated protein 43
Exons: 38
Coding region: 417-5249 (1610 amino acids)
Biological process (GO): sperm axoneme assembly; cilium assembly
Cellular component (GO): axoneme
Molecular function (GO): protein binding
Source: RefSeq, a predicted model, not a curated record
UUACCGCCUUCAAGCCAAAACAUAAAAGAGGAGGAAGCGAAAUUUAGUUUUUUGCAAUCUUAAUCAAGCUUACCUUUGGCGAAAGACUUUUGAGUCGACAUGUUGACCCUGAAAGCAGUUGUGGCACAGAGUGGGAUUAAAAUGCGGACAGAAAACGCUGGUUUUCUCCACACAAGAAGGACGUUUGCCAGGACUAUUUAAUCCGUACACGUCUUCCGGGGUGGGCGUGUCAGGAGGAGGUGGGCGUGUCUGGUAAGCCACUAGCCAAUAGCGUGAGAGGAGGUGGGCUCUUUCGAGUCUUGUGGUUGCUAUGGAUACGCAAUGACUCGCCUGAGACAUGACUCGACAGCUCGACUUGAAAAAGUAUUUAAAAAGUGUUAAUUGAAUAAUUUUCUUUUUCACUAAUAUCUUGAAAAAUGGACGACGUUGGCAGUUUAGAAAUCAGAUGGAUUCAGGGCUUUACAAACAAGAAUGUUACGUUUGUGGAUACUAAAACAGUGUGUUACACGUGCGGAGCUCAUGUGUGUUUCUUGAACCUGGAGACUGGAAAGCAGAGUGUGUUUCAGAGUCCUGGUGGAGCCUGCGUUGGUGCACUGACGGCUGACGGUAGGACUGGGAUCUUUGCUUUCUCUGAGCAAAAACUAUCUCCAUCUAUAUUUUUGUAUGGGUUCCCAGAGCUUCAGCUGAAGAGUGAAUUAAUAGGAGGCACCCAGCUGGACUACACAUCUCUGGCAUUAAGUGAUGGUGGUCCUUAUUUGGCCUCGUGCUCCUCUCUUCCUGACUACACCAUAACAGUGUGGAACUGGGAAAAUGCUGUACCAGUUUGUACACAACCACAAGCUGGAGAGGAUGUCAUUUCUUUGGUGUUUAACCCUUUUAACUGGCUCCAGCUUUGUGCAUUGGGCACUACAUCCUUCACUGUCUGGCAAAUUGAGAAUAUUGCCAAUGUUGAUGUCCUGAAACCAAGAGUAGUUGAGCUUCCUGCAACUAAUGGUUCUGUUGUUGAGGGACGUCCAACCAGUUCUCAUGAUGUUAGAGACCAACUGCAAUACUUGGUACCAGGGAUGCCUCUAUCAAGGACGACGACCAGAGCCACGGUGACUCCCUCUGCUAUCUGCUGGACAACCACAUCUGAACUCUAUGUGGGCUGUGUGGAGGGGUUUCUGCUACUUGUUGAUACAGAGAGCCUUUCCGUUUCAGUCCUUUUCACCCCCACAACUGCUGAUGCCAUCCCUGAACUCAGAAAUUGCAGCAUUGAAGGUUUAACCCUUCAUGAAAGUGGUCUCAUGGUUUUAGGAAAGGAGAAUAUGGUGCACUGUCUGCAGAUUAGAGGGACUCAGCUCAAUGUCACACAAACGUGGCAAUUAGAAAGACCUGCUAAUACCGUGAUGCUCUCCCCUGACAAUGAAACAUUACUUCUGUCUUCCAAUGAAGGGAGAAUGUAUAUGCUGAACCCAACUCAGUCUGACAAGAUCGUAAAGGUUCUGGAUAUUUUCAGUGGCAACUUUGUGACAGCUGCCUUGUCGCACACUGACAGCAAUAUUUGUGUGUCACUGAGAGACUCUGGAGAACUGCAGCUGUGGUCUUCAGAUGGCACCUGCCUCGGGUCCCUGUCCGUUCAAGCUCAGGUGACAAGUCUGGCCUGCUGUCCUAUCGCGCAUUAUGCAGCUGUGGGAACAACGUCAGGUGACGUCAUCUUCAUUGACCUGAACAUGGCUGAGCAGCCUCGUCUGGUGCACCAGGUUCAUCUGUACCACGCUGCUGUGGAUCACUUAGUGUUUGAUCCAGAAGGGCACUACCUUUUCACCAGUGGUUCUGAUUCAUUUGUCUAUAUACUAGAUGCUAAGCCCUCAAGGAUGUUUUCAGUCAUGGGAUAUGCAGUUAUUCCUGGAAAGGUUUUGUCACUUUCCACUCAGUGCUUCAGGGACCUUGAUGAGGUGAAAGUACUUGCUCUGUGCACUGGACAGGAGGAUAAAAAUGAGGACGGUAGCCUGUUCAAAGUGCUCUCCCUUCCGACCAGGAACCUUGCAGGUUCAGAUUGCAUAGAGCGCCAUGGUUGUCUUUCCGCUCAUUUCCUCAAAGUAUUCACAUAUAAAGUGCCUCAUCCACUCGAGUCCUGUGCUCUUGGAAUCAGUGAAGUCUUUGCUUACUGCCACAAGAAAAAAAACCUUCAGCGAUUUCAGCUUCCUGAGACAAGUAUCUCCAACCAAGAGGUGGUUGAUCUGCAACCAGAGCAGGAAGUGAAAGGUCACCCGCUGGGCCCUGCCUCUCUUCUUCUGUCUCCUAAUUGUUUACAGUUGGCUUCUGUUGGCCGCGAUGGCUUACUACGCAUCAGACAAACUGCCUCCAUGGAGCAGUACAUUGAAAUGCAGUGUCACUCAUGUCAUCUUGGAGGCGUACGGAGUGUGUCCUUCUCCACAGAUGGCCACACACUCGUCACCACGGGCGUCGGAGAUGGCUCUCUUGUGUGUACUACUCUCAGGAUUAAAGCUGUGGAUGCAGUUUCCCCGAGCAAACAGUGCAUAACUCAGUCCUUGAAGAGCUUAUUCAGUACUGAAAACCCCAUCCUUAUCAACUUUCCUGCGUGGAGUGAAGCAUCCCCUGGUGUCAGUAAAAACACAGAAGAAAGUCAGGUCAGAGGUGGGGCUUCUGUGGAUGUAACGGAGCAGGAUGAGAUGUACAAGAGCCAACUGCAGUCUCCAUCUCUUCACCCCACCUGGCUGGAAAGCAAACAACAAGCAGUUAUAAAAGAAGACAAUGAGCAUUAUUCUGAUACAAAGAAAAAACUGAGGAAAGCCAUCAAAGACUUGCGUGACACUAUCCAGAAGAUGCUUCGUGAAAAUGAAAACCUCCCGGAGGAACAGUUCAACUUGGAUGUGGUGGAGCAGAAAAUACUCAAAACCAUGGUGGAGGAGGAAGUUGCAAGGACAAAAUCUGAAAUUGCACAAGACAUUGAGGAGAAAUGUCACCGCCGUGAUGUCCUGAAGAGAGAAUGCUGGGAUUCUGUGACAGUCAAAGGCAGGGCCAUUAAGGCCUUUCACUCUGGACUGUAUGUGCAGAACUAUCCUCUGAAAGAGCGAACAGAGGAAGAAUUGGAGGACCUCCGCAGGGUUCACAAUAUAAGGAAGCUUGAAAAACCUGCCCUGAGCAGCCUUGAGAACACACAAGAGGAAAACCAGCUGGAGGAAGACCACGAGGCAACAAGUUUUGCUCUGACAGGGAGUUUUUCAGCUCAGUUAGGAUAUUCAGAUCCUUACAUCUAUGACCAGUUCAUCUUGCAAACCACAGAGCAGAGGAACAACCAGAUAAUUAUGUUACAGGGCGUGAUUUACCGCAUCAAGACAGCUUUCAAUGCUGACUUUGAAGCAUUGCAUAGACAGAAAGUCCAAGAACUGAAGUAUAUUGGGGACAGGAACAGACGCAUCAGAGACAUCAUGCUGGAGCUGGACAUAAACCAGGAGCUGUGGGAGCCCAGCCUGAUCGACAGCGAGUGGCCAGAAAGAGUGCUCACUGUGGACAACUCUGAGAUCAAGGCAGAGAAGUACCUCACACUAGAGCAGGAGGAGGAGGAGGAAAGGAGGAAGUUGGAGGAGGAACGCCAACUGACUGCGCAAGGCGAUGGUAGCAGAGAGAAAGCUCUCGAUGACAUGAUGAAGGGAGAGCUUGAAGUGAAAAAAGUGGAGAUCUUGAAGAUGGAAAUACCUCUGCCUGAGUUUGCUUUGACCAAACCUAAUAAUCACUGGAGCGAGGAGGAGAAAAAAGUCUACAAAGAGUAUGAAGAGAAAGCCAAAGCCCUCAGCGAGGAGAAGGAGAAGUACAAAAGGUCAUUGGAACUUGAAAUAAAAAGACUGCAGGAGUCCACCAAAGACACAACAGAGAAUUUCGAUGAAACGCUCUCAAAGCUGAAGGGGAAGAAAGGGAAAUGUACAUUCGCUAUAAAACAGGAAGAACUCAAAAUUGCCCAUCUUGUUGAUUCAGUGCUCAAAGAAGAAGAGCUGAAAAAUCAAGAGCCGGAGCUCAAGCACCAACUUGACAAGACGUUGGCACACAAGGGUGAAACUGAUGAGGAGGUGAAGAGAUGUCAGGACGAGUUAGACAAGUUUCAUGAGGAGUAUGACAGCCUGGUAGCUCAGGACAAAGUUCUUGACAAAGAUUUCAGGAAGAAUUGUUUUGAUAUACAAAAUCAUCCGAGCGAUCAACUCUACAAGCUGUUCAAACGUAGACCCAGAACACCUCUGUGUGGUUCUCUGGGGCCCAAUGCACUCAACCAAAUGCUUAAUGCCAUGGAGGAGCUUGAUGCUCCUGAAAACAUGCCAGAAGGGAUGUGUCCAGCCGUGUGGAUGAAACUUUGUGUUGCACGCAGGGAAAAAGUAGAGAGUGAGCAAAAGGUAAAAACGAAAGCUUUGACUCUUGCUCAGAUGCAGGCAUGUCUUCAGAGGAGAAGACAAGAACUUAAUUCUGCCCAACAGCACAUUGAAAACCUUUCAAAAGCACUGGAGAGUUUGCAAAAAGAGAGAAACCCUCAGCGAAAAAACACCAUGGUCCAGGUCAUACUCAAACAGGGACAAGUGGAGGCAUCUACCAAAGACCUGACACCCGGGUCCACAGACGCCGACUUAAUUCUUUACCACAAGAGCGUGGUGGACAAGCUCAGGGGGAGCAUCAGAAUGCUUGCAGAGCAGAAAAUUACCUCCAUGGAGGAGCGUAAAGAGGUCCAUAAGUGCAUAAUCCAGUUGGAGUGGGAACACAGGGUGGAGAGGAACAAGAUAGAGGACAUCCUUGACAAGGAAAAAAGCAUCAAGAUGUUACGGCUCUCAGAGGAACAACAGGACAUGACUCAUUACAACAAGGCCCAACAUGCCAGUCGCAUGUCCGACAAAGUUUCAAAUUUGGAGGAAAGUAUUGCUUUAAUGGAGAAGGCCAAUCAACGAUGUGUGGAGCAACGCAUGGAAAAGAUCGAAUGGAUUAACAAAAAGGCGGACUCAAAAGAAAGGAAGAAUGCCACUUUAGAGCAGCAGCAUCCUGAAAUGCAGGUGACUGUAGCGGAGCUGAGACACAUCUGUGAAGCAGCAGCUCCUGAAGACAGUGAAGCAGCUGAAACAGAAGAGCGUUACCAGGAGAUUGUUCAGAUGAGCAACUUGAAGGACCUUGCCGGGGCACAGGAGGAGGACCUGGCUGCCCUCUGGGCGGAACUUGAGCGUCUGAGGAUGAAGAACUUCCCUUCACUCCCUGAGAUGAACGACAACUAAGCAAAGCCUUUUCUUCAACAGAAAACACCAAAAUCGUUUUAUUAAUACUUCUCUUAAGAAAUGAACAGACUGUGAACCAUAUCUGCUGUGAAUAACAACUUUGGUAACAACAAAUAAAACAAUGAG